AUGGACGUCCUGUCAGCGUUAAAAGUCAUACAUAAUGCGUCAGAUGAAGAGUUGAAGGAAGCGCUUGCUAGUGAGAGUAUACACGACUUUAUUUUCGAAACUCUGGGACGCGUACAAAAUCUCGUCGUCACUACCAGCCCUUCCACGGUAACAUCUCCAUCUCGCACCUCGUCACUUCACACCUCGUCACCUCCCGCUCCUUCGCCUCCCAUCUCGUCUCCUCCGCAUCCAACGCCGGAGAACAGUAAAGCUAUCUCCUUGUUUGAACACGUGGAAAGAAGCAUACCUUGGUUGCUUGACUUCACAAAGCAAUCGCCUGCGUCGAUAAUCAAGAAAAAGGGCACCCGUACUUGGGAUCCAAGGCUGGACGAUAUUCUACGCUGUGGUAGAAAGGCGACGCGUCAAGAAAUCCUUUUCAGAGGGUAUGCUCAGCGAUCCUUUGCGCUCCAAUUCAUUCAGGAACAAGAACUUCAAGGCAAACCCUCGAGAGUCGAAGAACUAUGUCUUGCUGUUCUCAAAUUAGCCACAGACACGGACCAGAGCCAGAGCCAGAGUAUACUCAACCAAAAAUCACACUCGAUUGCAUGCUUCGUGAAGGAUUAUAUAUGCAUUGACUCUCACCAUGAUGAAUACGGAAGUGCUCUUGAAGGUGUCUACGCCGGCCUUAGGAUCCUGGUGGCUGAACGUCUACUCGAAAAGAAGUUGUCCCAAUCAUUGAUUACAGCUGGAUUAGCAGCGGUGCUAGCAGUGGUUGCAAGAUUCAGCUUUGCUAGCUUCGAGACAAUUCGUGACUUGAUCUCUUGUAUAGUCGCAAAUCCAGAAAUAAGUCCUCUCAGGAAGAAGAAGAGUUCAACUACAGAGGAACCGCCACGCCGGAUUCUAGAAAUUUUAUUAGAACUAUCACCAUGGAGUUCCGACUUCCAAUCCUGUUACACUUCGUUGAAGACUCGCGGAUGGGCUGGUAGCAGCAACACAGAACUCAGUGAACGUAUUCAAUCGUCGGACGAUUAUUGCUCUAAUACGUCCGGAUCUGCACACCAUCAGUGGUCCGACACGUCUUCCAUCGCAACCGAUCUAGCGGAAGAUGACGAUUUUUCGCAACCUCUUCCAAAACGCCCAUGUCUUGAUCACAGUGCUGCGAGACCAUAUCGUUCUGAAAUCUCCGUUUCGCAAUACGAUUCUUUCCUGGGGACCCCACAGGCGCUUAAUCUCUCUGCAAACAUUGCACAUCGAUUGGGAGAAAAUGGCGGAGACAGAAGUCAAUUGCUCAAUAAUGAUCCUCAGUCUAUUCACGUGCCGACUUCUUUGCACAUGGCAGGUAUGGAACCGCGUUACACUCAAUUGACGCCUGGUGUUUCAGACAUUCCGUUGGACCUGAUAAACUACUCCCAAUCAACACCUCAAGCUCCAAAUGUUUCGAUGGGCUCGGCAGAAACACAAUCGAUGCCUGGUGUUUCAGGCAUUCCAUUGGACCUGGCUCAGCAGACACUCAAUCGAUAUCUCAUGCUUCAAGUAACCAGGUUGGCUCGGCACACUAUACUCAACCGAUGCCUGGUGUUUCAGACAUUCCAUUGGACCUGGUAA
Talaromyces stipitatus ATCC 10500 is the source of this 1584-nucleotide messenger RNA. RefSeq lists its product as uncharacterized. The record is from RefSeq and is a predicted model, not a curated record. The coding region runs from base 1 to 1584 and encodes 527 amino acids. The transcript has 2 exons. NCBI's taxonomy places the organism in Eukaryota, Fungi, Ascomycota, Eurotiomycetes, Eurotiales, Trichocomaceae.